This is a messenger RNA of Ilyonectria robusta, 1270 nucleotides long. RefSeq lists its product as uncharacterized. The transcript has a single exon. NCBI's taxonomy places the organism in Eukaryota, Fungi, Ascomycota, Sordariomycetes, Hypocreales, Nectriaceae. The record is from RefSeq and is a predicted model, not a curated record. The coding region runs from base 467 to 922 and encodes 151 amino acids.
ACAUUGAGGCUCGAACUUGACACUCUUGGCCCACAGAAGACCCAGUCACCAUGGACGUGAAAUUGGAUAUCAAGAACCAUCACUUAUCUCUUGCCGAGAGACGUCGCCCAUCAUGGCGUGUGCCCGAGCGCGAAUCGGUCGGAGUCGAAGUGGGACUGGCGACAGUAUGGAUCCACCGUGACGGAAGUAUCGAAGCAUCAGGCUGCAUCGGUGCAGGUAUAGGGAUCCAGGAUCAUGGCCCACCGUGAUGCUAGCUGCAUCUUGGGGGGCUGUGCAGCGGAUAGACUUGGGCUAUGGACAAGGGUUUUGGGCCCAACUGCGAUGACGAGGAAUGCCAGCUUGAUGAAGCAUGGGCGGACUGAAGCUCCAGUCACGAUUUCUGACAGCGAUAGCGCGGAUAACGCCUAAUUAAUUCCCAUCAUGAGGCACCCCGAGAUGUUUUGUUUGUGCGACGGACGUAAGUAAGAUGCGCCCUGAGGGUAGAGCGCGCGCACAUAUUGAGUUGAGUUUUCUGUGCGAGCCGGGGCAAUAUCGGAACCUAGAGCGACUCGUCGUAUUGACCGGCUGCGUCUCCAAUCGGAGAGCUAUGGCACGGUGCCGAGGCGUCAUGUUGAAAGCUCGGAUUCGAGCACCCGGGAUUCAGACAGUAGGAUGCUUAUCUGCGGCGUCGCGGACAUGCAUCUCCCCAGGCUGGGUUGGGUGCAACAUGAUUGAUUGUCCGGGUCAGCGGUGUUCCUGGAUCUUCGGUGAGGUAGCCGGUCAAGUCAGCAGGGCGUCGGCUCAGCGCCAUGCAGUCCAGGGAUGCAAUUCAUCUGACAUUGGGGGGGCGGCCCCUUUGGCGCCGUGUCAGUGGGAGGCCGAAAGUGCAACAAAGAGCCCGGAGGCUCCAUCCUUUGGCCGGCGUAGCGACGAGGUCCUGUGACUGCAGUAGCGACAAGUCUCAUGGUGUGUUGGACAGGGAUUAGGUUUAUGCCGUUGAAACCCCAUUCGUGCUCGCCUGAACGCCAUGCUAGCCCAGCCGUCUCAGGACAGGACAACGGAGCGCUGGCAGUUUCUCGGUCGCGGCUCAACCGCCAUUCUUUUCCAAUCUGGCGGUGAGCGACACCAGCUGGUGAUAGGAGAUGGCGACUGACCAAUCUGGGGCUCGAGUCAAGUUUCAGUCGAACGAGAUCGGGGCGACUGAAUAGUUAACUCGCAAGCGGCGUGUUCGGGCGACUUGGGAGUAGCGCUAGCCAAGAUCGAGGGAAACUGGGUCAACUGGAGAGUAGCC